CCCGGAUCUCCUCGGACAGCAAUUAUCAGAAAAGACGUUUAAGCUUGGCUAGGGCGACGGCCUAUUUGACUGCAACCAACAAACUAUUAACUUUCAGCACCGGUCCGAUGGUAUCGUAUGAGAUCUGAAGCUUGCCGCGGUCUGAAAGUUAGCCUUCAGUGCGCCGAGCCGAGCCAGUCCAGUCGAGCAUUCAAGUAGCCUUGGAUCUUUCACUCUCUGCCCUCAUGACCAGACCACCGGGUGUCCACGCAAAGACCACGCUUACAUUGAGCUGCUUGAGGAACGUGUUUCCCGUGCAGACGAUAGCCCCUUCAGAAACCCGACUGCGCAAAAAGAUCAAGCCAUAGACGAGCGACGAGCCGCAUCUCAACCCCCUCCCCAACAGAGUGAUACGGGGGCGGUUCGGCGAGGAACGCAGAACGACGAUACCGGCAACUGUAGGGGAUACGAGACACGAUACCACACUUCGCCGUGCCGUGUCUUGCAGAAGCGUUAGCGUCUGCGCGCAUACAUUACAAACCAUGCAUUUGACGGCCUCGAGCUUCCCAGCUCCCGCGUCAGCCUUGUUACCCCCCACAAUAUCAGAUAUAGCAACACCGCCAAUACCCACGGGUGGGGGUCUGCCGGACAAAGACCAUGAAGGGAACCUACAGAACUGGUCCUCCUUAAUCGGUAUCAUCACGGCGAUCGUCGGCAACGUCCUGAUAGCCCUCGCGCUCAAUGUACAGCGAUAUGCGCACAUACGCCUCCAUCACGAGAGGGCCGAGAUAAAAGCACGUGCUCGCCAGGCGUUACGGGACGCAAAAAGGAAGAGGCAGGACCUCGCUAGCAGCGGCAGCUACGGAAGCCUGGAAAGUAGUGGUACCGAUCAUGGCAAGAGGGACCUUGAUAUCGUCCGCCGUGACAUAGUUGAAGAAGCAGAGACUGGCAACGCAACCUCGGACGAGAGAGAACCUUUGCUACAACGAUUCCGGUCGACAGGGUCCCAGGAUGAGGAUGGAUACGGCACCACCAAGUCACCUGGUGGUGGAAACAAGCAGGAUGACGUUUCGGCAAUCAGCUACCUCCGUUCACCAUACUGGUGGCUGGGUCAAAUCCUUAUCACGGUGGGGGAAAUGGGCAACUUUCUGGCCUACGGAUUCGCUCCGGCAUCCAUCGUGUCACCCCUUGGCGUCGUGGCUCUCAUCUCCAACUGCGUCAUUGCGCCCAUAAUAUUUAAGGAAACUUUCCGGCAGCGUGAUUUUUGGGGUGUCGUUGUUGCCGUGGCAGGUGCUGUCACCGUUGUGUUCAGUGCCAACACAGAGGAAAACAAGCUUGCCCCUGAUGAUGUCUGGCAUGCCAUAACAACUUUAGAGUUUGAGAUCUACAUGGGCGUCUCGUGCAUUUUUAUUGCAUUGCUCAUGUGGGCAAGCCCAAGGUACGGACACAGGUCCAUCCUGAUCGACCUGGGCCUUGUCGGUUUAUUUGGUGCCUACACAGCUCUAUCAACCAAAGGUGUUUCUUCAAUGCUGUCAUCCACUUUGUUGGGUGCUUUUAGAACACCCGUAACUUAUGCGCUGCUGUUCGUUUUGCUUGCCACCGCCGUCAUGCAGGUUCGCUAUGUGAACAAGGCACUUCAGCGAUUCGACUCGACGCAGGUUAUCCCUAUUCAAUUCGUCAUUUUUACGCUAUCUGUCAUCAUCGGCAGCGCUGUUUUGUAUCGCGACUUUGAACACACCAAUGCUGAGCAGGCCGUCACGUUUGUUGGCGGUUGCGUGUUGACCUUCUUUGGCGUUUUCCUCAUUACUAGUGGGAGGCCGCAUCAUGAUGAAGAAGAAGACGACAACCUGUCCGACAUCGACGGUGUCGAAGAGACUAUUGGUCUUUACAACCAGCAAGAUCAGAGCGGUACUGGCACGAAUACGCCUGCGCCAACACCUGGGACUGAUGCAUCCUGUAUGACUGCGGGGCGGUCACGACGCACAUCUCGGGUCAGCUUUAUGAGCCAAGCUGGGCCACCUGCCACCUUGGUCUUGGACAGCGGCAUUCCCCCGCUCCGUAAACCGCCAUCUAAGGCCCUCCUGGAUGAGGGUGAAGAUUCUGCUACGUUGGGCACCAAUCUAUGGACAGGCCCACCGUCGCUGGCAUCCACUUAUCAACAACACCCCGUCCAUGGUAUCCAUGCGGGUAACUCUGAACUAAGACUCACAUUGCCGGAGUCGGUCCCAGGCUUUCAUGAGCCGCUGGCGCGCGUCCACUCUGAGCCAGCAUCAGCGAUCCACACACCCUUCAACGAAGUUGAGCCCAUGAUGCCUGCCACACCGUCCACGGGCCGUACUCUCGCCGCGCGACCGAUGACAUCAGGACGGUCGCAACAGCACCAUUUCCUAGGCCCCUUUUUCUCACCCUCGCCACUAUCUUCUACAGUCAGUGCUGUCGUUGCCGACACUCUGUUGUUCCGGAGUGGGGAGGGGCCGCCAUUGUCAAGAAGACUCGCUAUGCGCAGGAGUCGACCGAGUCUGCGGGCGAGCCUAUUUAUGCCUCAUGACGAAUCCAUAGAGGACGGCGGUGUCUCUGCUACCGACGCCAUAGCAUCUUGGGACGACGGGGCCAUCAACAACAAUAUAUCGGGUUCAGUCCUACCCUCAAGCAGUACGCGGCCCUCUGUCGGGAUACGGGGCCGAGCCCGCAGUCUUAGUUACACUCUGGGCGAGCUGUUCGGGUCCAGAAGUGACAAGAGACGGAAAACGAACCCCGACGGCGAUGACGAAGAUUUGGAGACUGGGGGUUACGACUCCAGCCAUACGGCCGCGUUAUGAGCUUGGUCAGUUGCGAUUGCAAUUCGUCUUGGACUCCCUCCACCGUAUAUAUAUUUAGAUACAGACCCAUACACCACCUGUUCUCUCGUCCCAGACACAUACACACAGAUAUAUACAACACCCCUUUCUAUCACUCUUAUUCCUCAUCAACGCCUUUUUUCUCUCUCUCUCUCUUUCUCUCUCUUUUCGGUUCUUCUACUUUUUCAAGACUGGGUUGUUAUUUUGCGCAAGGGCAUGCGCAGAAAA
Pyricularia grisea is the source of this 3044-nucleotide messenger RNA. RefSeq lists its product as uncharacterized. The record is from RefSeq and is a predicted model, not a curated record. Gene Ontology annotation, biological process: magnesium ion transport. Gene Ontology annotation, molecular function: magnesium ion transmembrane transporter activity. Gene Ontology annotation, cellular component: membrane. The transcript has 2 exons. Bases 522 to 2798 code for a protein of 758 amino acids. NCBI's taxonomy places the organism in Eukaryota, Fungi, Ascomycota, Sordariomycetes, Magnaporthales, Pyriculariaceae.